CAUGCGCUCCUGGCAGCGUGAUAGUUUCCCAGCAGGUGAAAGGAUGGAGAGAUCCCUCUGAUCUAGCGAUUCGAGAUGAUCUAUAGCAACGUUUAAGACGGAUUUAGACAAUAACCCCGAGAGUAGAUUUUUAAAAUCUGGUUUAAACGCGUUACAUGGGCUUCUUUUUCGCACGAGAUUUUCCCUUUUUUUUUUGUCAAGUUUUUUUCGGCUCGAAGAAGAUGCGUAAAGUUUGCCAAGACUUAUCUCGGAUGUCUCCAGCUGGUUUUCGCAGAGUGAUCUUCGACUUUUCAGAUCAAAUCGUGCUUGGAUGUUGAUUGAAAACUGCAAGAUUUAAACUUGGUGGAUCCUUUCCUCCCCUCUUCUGCUUGACUUUAGAGACGCGGGCACAUUAAAAGUUGUUUAGAGCUGUUUGCAACGCACUGUAAAACAGAUGGGAUAACGGAGAUGUUGUGGUUUUGCAGUCGUCGUUAAGUUAAUGGAUGUUUUUGCCCUAACAUAAGAGCCAUUCGAAUGAUAAAAUCCAGUUUUCUUUCGGAUAUGAAGUGAAAUAAUCUGCAGCCUUCGAGGAGAUUUUUGGCGCUCAAAAAGCUGUCAUAGGAUUGAAGAAUGGCUCGGUUUGGAGACGAGUCCGCUCCCACCACGGUGGACUCCGGGGAUGGGGAUGUGGAGCACGGCGGGGACUCGCAGGACGCGGUUGCGGCGGGACUGACUGCCUCUAUGAAACAAGCGAAGGCGCAGCGGGCCCGGACCAUGGCUCUGUACAACCCCGUCCCCCACCGGCAGAACUGCCUCACCAUCAACAGGUCGCUGUUCAUAUUCGCAGAGGACAACAUCAUUAGGAAAUACGCACGGAGAAUCAUUGAGUGGCCACCAUUUGAGUACAUGAUCCUUGCCACCAUCACCGCCAACUGUGUCGUCCUGGCCUUGGAGCAGCACCUCCCUGGAGAGGAUAAGACCCCCAUGGCAAAGAGACUGGAGAAGACAGAGCCUUACUUCAUUGGGAUCUUCUGCUUUGAGGCGGGGAUCAAGCUUGUGGCUCUUGGUUUUGUUUUCCAUAAAGGCUCAUACCUGAGGAACGGCUGGAAUGUCAUGGACUUCAUAGUCGUUCUCAGCGG
Labrus bergylta (ballan wrasse) is the source of this 1118-nucleotide messenger RNA. NCBI's taxonomy places the organism in Eukaryota, Metazoa, Chordata, Actinopteri, Labriformes, Labridae. The record is from RefSeq and is a predicted model, not a curated record.